Molecule: messenger RNA, 222 nt
Organism: Hyphopichia burtonii NRRL Y-1933
Lineage: Eukaryota; Fungi; Ascomycota; Pichiomycetes; Serinales; Debaryomycetaceae
Gene: DAD1
Product: Dad1p
Exons: 1
Cellular component (GO): DASH complex; mitotic spindle; mitotic spindle pole body
Source: RefSeq, a predicted model, not a curated record
UCCAGUGCCACCGGCUCGAACACUUUUGAAAAACAACGCGAUUUGCUUUUACAGGAAAUCACCACCAACUUGGAUUCGGUGGUUAAUAAUUUGGAAAUCUUAAAUCGUAACUUGAACACUAGUGUUCAAGUUGGUAAAGAAUUCGACAACGUUGGUAGAUUAUGGAAUUUAUUUUAUGAUGGAAUUAAUGAUUUACAAAAAAGACAAUCUACUGAUGAAUCC